Messenger RNA from Prunus armeniaca (apricot), 522 nucleotides. The record is from the annotation of a GenBank genome assembly. NCBI's taxonomy places the organism in Eukaryota, Viridiplantae, Streptophyta, Magnoliopsida, Rosales, Rosaceae.
AUGGAUGGAGGUUUGGCAUUAAACAUCAUGCCUAAAUCCACGAUGAUGAAGUUAGGCAUCACCAUGGACGAAUUGUCUCGCAGUCGUCUCAUGAUUCAAGGCUUCAACCAAGGAGGACAAAGAGUCAUGGGCAUGAUCAGAAUUGAGCUCGUGAUAGGUGAUUCAAAGUCAAACACCCUAUUUCUCGUGAUUGAUGCUAAGACUUACUACAAUCUUCUCUUAAGAAGGCCAUGGGUGCAUGAAAGUAGGAUAGUGCCUUCAACCUCACAUCAAUGUUUCAAAUUUUACAGAGGUGGAGUAAAGAAAAUCUUGGAUGACGUCAAACCAUUUACUGAAGCCGAGUCGUACUUUGCUGACACCAAGUUUUACAUGGAUGAAGACAUGGUAUCUGAAGUUAUUCCCGUUGAGGUUCACUCGACAGGAAAGGCCAUACCAAGAAGAGAUGAGCAUUCAAAGUGCCUUUCCCCUGAAGAGAAUGGCGAGUCAAAAAGCACUUUGUCUGGACAAUGGGAUCAUCACUGA